GUUCGAGAUAUUGAAAAUUUAUGACUAGAAAAGAAAAUCAUAACCCUUGUCUGAACUGGAUACAAAGUACGAAAAUGGGCUCGGUAACGUUAUCAAGAGUGCUUAGUUGAAGUGUCAGCAUCUUGAUUCUUCAAAAGGAAAGGGAACAUAACAACAACUAAAACAGGCUCGUGAAGGCGCAUCAGAAUUGCCAUUGAUCCAAAUUAUGGUUGAAUCCGAAAGUACAGAAAAGGGAAGGAACAUAGUUUGUUUCUUCUUUUUUGGCAUUUUGUCACUCGUCUAUGAUGAAAUUUGCCUCAUUGCCGCUGAGGACAUUCUUGCAGGAUCAACGGUGGCCACAACUACAGUCAUUUUAUCCAUUGCUAUUCCCGUGCUCUGUAUCAAGCUCGCAGCUCCCUGGUUUCUUCAGCGCAUUUCUUAUUGGAAGAAAAUCAUGUUCGUCGUCGUAUUUUUUCUCGGAGGAUUAACAACGCUUGUCAGCUCCCAGCGCAUCUUGGGAAGACUCGCAGGAGUGGGCGUUAUAGAGUCUGGCGUGGCUACAAGUGAAAUAACCUUUCUGUCUCUUACAGCGUUCUACGGGCACAUAACAGUAAGCUCCUUUGUGGCUGGUGUUGGGUUAUCAUCUUUCAUAGGACCCCUUUACUACACAAGUCUUACCACGUGGUCUUGUUUGCCACCCCGCAGCACCAUUAUGAUAACUAUCCCUUGGCCCUUUCUACUGAUACUUUUCUACGCCCUUCUGGAUAAGGAGCCUAUCCGUAAGAAACAGACCAUAGCGAGGAAUGAGGACCAUCCGUUUGUAGAAGACAAUACACAAGUUUUCACAUUUUUGGACAGAUUAACUGUAGCCAAGAAUAUUUUUCCAUAUAUAAUAUUCCUUUUUAUAACAUAUUUCUCAGAAUAUCUUUCGAAUCACGCUGUUAUAACCACUUUAGGGUUUCCAAAUGCGCCUUUCAAGCCGAGAGACCAUUAUCCUUAUUACAUACUUUCGUAUCAUGUUGGUAAGUUCAUGGGCCGGUCCCACUUGUUUUUAGUUUCCGCAAUCGAUCCUAAACUAGUUCAUUACAUCAGGGUCAGACGAACAUGGAUCUUAGCCUUGAUAGCGUUUCUGCACGGCUUGUUUUUCUUCCUAGCUUCGUGGUACAGAUUUGUCCCACGGGUAGAGAUUAUUAUUGCUUUGUGUUUUACAGAGGGAUUUACGGCAGGAUCCAUGUAUCUUAAUUCCGCUCACACUAUUUCUGAAUUGAUGGCAGAUCAGGAGAAAAAAGAGUUCGCGUUGAGUUUGCUUACGGUUGGUAACGCUUGCGGCAAACUGGCCGCCGGAUUGUGCGGCUUGUUUCAAGAACCUCUCCUAAAGAAACACUGUGUUGAAGAUCUCAAGCUGGGAGAAUAUUGUUUAACAAGACAUACGCGCAAAGCAGGCUGGAAUAAAAGCUUGAAUUGUUGAAUGUUCUAUUUGCCUUUUUGUGUCCGGCCAUGAAAUCGGCGA
Messenger RNA from Stylophora pistillata, 1489 nucleotides. RefSeq lists its product as uncharacterized. Gene Ontology annotation, biological process: regulation of intracellular pH. The record is from RefSeq and is a predicted model, not a curated record. Gene Ontology annotation, cellular component: membrane; vacuole. NCBI's taxonomy places the organism in Eukaryota, Metazoa, Cnidaria, Anthozoa, Scleractinia, Pocilloporidae.